Molecule: messenger RNA, 1569 nt
Organism: Anopheles marshallii
Lineage: Eukaryota; Metazoa; Arthropoda; Insecta; Diptera; Culicidae
Gene: PIG-B
Product: GPI mannosyltransferase 3
Exons: 3
Coding region: 1-1569 (522 amino acids)
Biological process (GO): GPI anchor biosynthetic process
Cellular component (GO): endoplasmic reticulum membrane
Molecular function (GO): alpha-1,2-mannosyltransferase activity
Source: RefSeq, a predicted model, not a curated record
AUGUGGAACAAAACGUUUUGGUUUUUCGUUGCGGUACGCGUUGCGUCAGUUUUUCUCGUUGCGAGCUGGUUCGUUCCCGAUGAGUACUGGCAAAGUCUCGAGGUGGCCCAUCAUCUCGCUUUUGGCUAUGGCCACAUGACCUGGGAAUGGACGGCCGGCAUUAGAAGUUACGUGUAUCCGGCGCUAUUUGCCGGGUUGUACAAACUGUUGGCACUGUUUGGGUUAGACUCGGUGGAAUUGCUAACACUGUUGCCUCGCCUAUUACAAGCAUGUCUCAGCGCGUACGCGGACUACCGUUUCCAUGUGUGGUGCAACCGAACCAAAUGGUCCACGUUUUUGCUCGCUUCUUCCUGGUGCUGGUUCUAUGUAGGAUCGCGCACGCUGGCCAACACGCUGGAAACCUCCCUCUCCAUGAUUGCGCUCAGUUACUUCCCUUGGAGCUCGGAAUGUACGCGGUUCUUGUGGCCGGUGGCAUUAUCCUUCUAUCUCCGACCGACUUCGGUCCUCCCGUGGAUACCGUUGUGUUUGUAUCACAUCAAAAAGUCUUCCCAUCCGACUUGGGAGCUGCUGCUGAAGCGCUAUCUGCUGAUUGGCCUGGUGACGGGUGCGCUGUGCGUGAGCGUGGAUAGCUACUUCCACGGGACGGUCGUCUUUACGUUCUACGAGUUCCUGAAGUACAACGUGCUGCAAGGUGUAGGAAGCUUCUACGGAGAGCAUCCAUGGUAUUGGUAUGUGUAUGCCGGGUUGCCGACUGUGCUUGGAAUCUGCCUGCUGCCAUUCCUACUGGCAUCGUACGAAACCCUACGCCAUCGAAAGGUGUACAAAGAGCGAGCUAUUCUGUUGUUGUCGGUGUUUUUCACCGUGGCGGUGUAUUCGUUACUGUCCCACAAAGAGUUCCGCUUCCUGCUGCCAGUGCUGCCGUUGUGUUUGUUCAUUACGGUGGAUUAUCUCGUUCGUUGGAGCCGCAAAGCUUCCAGUAAAAUCAUUUGGUUUACCGCACUGCUGAUCGUGUCAGUGAAUGGGUUGAUGGCGGGUUAUACCGGGCUCGUACAUCAGCGCGGCACGAUGGACGUGAUGCCUUACCUUGCUACCACCGCAAAGGACUAUCGGGACGAGUUUAAUAAUCCCGCCAAAAUGUUCUUCCUGAUGCCUUGCCACUCGACACCGUUCUACAGCCACGUGCAUCAAAAUGUGACCAUGCGUUUUCUGCGUUGCGAACCAAAUCUGACCGACCAGCCGAACUACGUCGACGAGGCGGAUCAGUUUUACGCUAAUCCGAUGAGCUGGAUACGCAGGAACUUGCCGGUGCAUCCGAUCAGCGCUUUACCUACGCACGUCGUUACGUUCGAUGUGCUCGAACCGCAAAUCAAAGAUUUCCUCUCGAUUUACCAGGAAAAAGCCUCGUUCUUCCACACUGACUAUCCGACGGGACGAGUCGGAGGAUAUGUGAAGGUGUAUGAGCGAUUCGAUCGGAAUGCAGCAGCUGGCACUAGUAGCACCACCACGACCACCCCACCGACCAGAGAUCCUUCCCUGGAGGACGAUUACGAUCCUGAGUACAAUCCGUAA